Messenger RNA from Archocentrus centrarchus (flier cichlid), 465 nucleotides. Its product is annotated as xaa-Pro dipeptidase-like. Lineage: Eukaryota; Metazoa; Chordata; Actinopteri; Cichliformes; Cichlidae. The transcript is spliced from 4 exons. The record is from RefSeq and is a predicted model, not a curated record. Gene Ontology annotation, molecular function: metalloaminopeptidase activity; manganese ion binding. The coding region runs from base 1 to 465 and encodes 154 amino acids.
AUGUCUUCCUGUCCUUUCAGACCUGUCCACUUGCUGGGUAAUGACACCCUGAGGGUGUCCUCUGCCCUUUUUGCUGAGAACCAACAGUGGCUGUGCCAGGGGCUGAAAGCCAAAGAUGGUGUGAUGCCAAAGUCAGUAGUGGUGCUGCAGGGGGGAGAGCAGACGCAGAGGUACUGCACAGACACAGAUGUCCUCUUCAGGCAGGAGUCUUUCUUCCACUGGGCUUUUGGAGUGACUGAGGCUGACUGCUACAGAGCCAUUGAUGUGGACUCUGGGAAAUCCAUUCUUUUUGUUCCUAAACUGCCCGAGAGCUACGCUACUUGGAUGGGAGAAAUCUUUCCUAAAGAGCACUUCAAGGAGAAGUAUGCUGUUGAUGAGGUGCAAUACACCUGCAACGUGAUAGCUGAUGUCCUGUCCAACCUGAAACCAGCAGUUCUCCUCACACUGGUAUGGAUCACUCAUUGA